GGAUUAUAGAAAGAGAUUGAGCGCAAACUCUCUUGAGACGCUGGUUUGCUACUAUGAUUAUUGGUGGAAGGCCCAACGUAGCAUCACCCCACUCAAGGAGGAUGGCGUUUCACCGGCUCUCUGCGAUGUUGCAGCAGAUCUCCGGACCUCUGCGAAUUUCUCAGCCACCAACGAUGUUGUUGCCGCCCCCUCAGGCAAGGGGAAUGUGCUCUUUGGCGACGGGAGAGAAGAUGCAGAGCACGUCUCAACUCAAACGACCAGGCAGGGCGGCUCAGGCAUUGGGAAUCUCUCUGUUCAUCAUUUGGAGCCAGCCAGCCAAGUUCUCGUCCAGAACCAUAUUGGAAACUGCAAGGAGACUAUCGUCCUCGGUAAACACAUCCAGAGGUGGAAAUUGCAGGUCAAAAUGGUUCCAUGUCAGAUUCAAUUCGAACGGCAGAAGAUGAGUAUGAUAUUUACAUUGAAAGUAAAUGUUUUAACUUCAAAAUUAUUGAUUGCGUUACUGUUUGCAUUUCUGAAACGAAGCAUGGAAUAUCGUCUUUUAUCAAUCUCGAUAUUGCUAGGCUUAAUUGGUCGAAGGAUUCCAUACUCGCGAUCUUUUUGAGUAGGAAAUUCGGUACUAGGUUGGAGCUGAAUAAAUCCUUAAUUGUUUUGUAUGAUGCUAAUUUCUUUGGAGGAUUUAUUCGAAUAAUUGAAAAGGGGUGUGAUUCUAUGUUUAUUCCGGAGGGAAGGAAUGGACAAGGGAUAAAUCUUUUUCUUUAGGGGAUUACAAAAGCAAGUACUUUGAUGAAGUCAUUUGUUCCCAAAAAAUUAGCAAUUGAACAUGAUUCGGAUGAUGGCUUGCCGCCACUUGUGGACUUCGGGGUUUUUUGUUCGAACAAAGGAUCAUCUUCUACUGACACAGAAUCAAUAUCCUCUUUAAUCUUCAAAGAAGAUUUGCAUUAUCUUGGGCUUAUGUAUGAAUCGGAUAAUAUUUCAAGGAGUGCUAUUGUGAUUCGGGAUACUUCUCAUCAGGGGACAUUAUUAACUUUUGAAACAAAGGAGAUAGAUGUGUCAGAUAUCCUUGAAACUACUCCUCUUCAAGUUUCUUUUUCACCUCACAAUAUCGAACCUCUUUUAGCGGAUGAAUUGGUUUCUCCCCAAACUGAAGUUUUGGAAUAUAUCAAUAUAAUGCUUCGGGUGGUAAAGAUCUUGAAAUUACGCCUAUUCAGUGUUCAAAGGACACUUUCUGAUCGUGAGCUGCUAGAUCGCGUUGCUGACACUUUCUAGAUUGCUACCUCGACGGAGUGCUCGUCUCAAGGCUAAAAAAAUGGUUGACGCAUAGGGUCGCUCUUUUGGGCAACUUAAUAUAAUUCAACGGGGAGCUUUUCGUUCUCUUUGGGGCGUUGAUUGGUGGUGGAUUUGCGGGGCCUUAUUGGAUUGUUCACUCAUUAGCGAUUUUGUUUCACUUGCUUUCUUUGUUUCACUAGCUUUUUUUCAUCAUUUUGUACUCUUCUUAUUUAAUAAAUAUCAUUUUCUUGUUAAAAAAAAUUUAUCGAACACUUUACACUUCAUGUUUUAAUUUUUUACCUAAUUCUCAAUUGCAGACUUGUAGUUCAUAUGUCAAAUAAUAUACGUUCAGUUUUUUG
This is a messenger RNA of Cuscuta europaea, 1625 nucleotides long. The record is from the annotation of a GenBank genome assembly. Lineage: Eukaryota; Viridiplantae; Streptophyta; Magnoliopsida; Solanales; Convolvulaceae.